GUCCAAGAGAUAACACAAGUUCAGACGACCACUGCUGCUCCAUAUCGACCAGUGACAGGUGCUCCCCCGCGGUAUCUGAGCCGAUAACGGAGGACAGCGACGAAACCGACAGGAAAACAGGCGACAGCAACCUGACAGACGACAACGAGGACGCGCACAACGGCUUUGACGCGCGGUCGGAGCAAGACGCGUCCUCGGACCCGAGCUCCACCCGGAAGAAGAAGACCCGGACCGUGUUCAGCCGCAGUCAGGUGUUUCAGCUGGAGUCCACCUUCGACGUGAAACGGUACCUGAGCAGCUCGGAGAGAGCGGGGCUCGCAGCGUCCCUCCACCUGACUGAGACGCAGGUCAAAAUCUGGUUCCAGAACCGGAGGAAUAAAUGGAAGAGACAGCUGGCGGCGGACCUCGAGGCUGCACAUAUCCCACACUCCUCCCAGCGGAUUGUCAGGGUGCCCAUUCUGUAUCACGAGGGACCCACACCCACUGCAGCUGUGGGUUUCAGCCUGAACGGACAUCCACUCUCUCCACCCGUGGCAGGCUUUUCGAGCUCCAUCAACUACCCUCUGUCCUCGUUUGCUCACUCCAUGAGCAUGUUAAGAUCGCAGAUGACCGGUUUGGUGUAAAAACUUUUACAGACUGAGACAUCAAACUGUUUGUUGGUAACAUAAAUUCACCCUGUUGAUACUGAAUCGUGCAAUAAACCACAAAGCCGCAUUAAACUGUUGACUUCAUCCAAAGAGCCGCAGAGACGUUAAAUAUAUGAAUCAUCUUUAUAAAUCUGUUCAAGAGUCUGUGCUCCUGACGCAGAAUAACAAGGCCGAGACCACUGGAGGCCGCAGCUGUUCCCGUACUGUAUGUUUGAAUACACACAUAUUUUUACAAACUUUUAUAUUUAA
Plectropomus leopardus (leopard coralgrouper) is the source of this 896-nucleotide messenger RNA. NCBI's taxonomy places the organism in Eukaryota, Metazoa, Chordata, Actinopteri, Perciformes, Serranidae. The record is from RefSeq and is a predicted model, not a curated record.